Molecule: messenger RNA, 1488 nt
Organism: Saprolegnia parasitica CBS 223.65
Lineage: Eukaryota; Oomycota; Saprolegniomycetes; Saprolegniales; Saprolegniaceae
Product: argininosuccinate lyase
Exons: 3
Coding region: 27-1418 (463 amino acids)
Cellular component (GO): cytosol
Molecular function (GO): argininosuccinate lyase activity
Source: RefSeq, a predicted model, not a curated record
AGAUUUCGACUCAAACCCGCAAGACGAUGGCAGCAAGUGGCAAGAAACUCUGGGGCGGCCGGUUCAGCGGCGCGCUUGACCCGGUCAUGAACAAGUUCAAUGAGAGCCUCAGCGUUGACCAGCGCAUGUGGGCGGCAGACAUCCAGGGCAGCAAGGCGUACGCCAAGGCGCUCGCCGCCGCUGGCGUCAUCACUGCCGACGAGAACGCGCAGAUCCAGCAUGGCCUCGACCUCGUCCACGCCGAGUGGGCCGACAACAAGUUUGUCGUCUGUGCUGGUGACGAAGACAUCCACACCGCCAACGAGCGCCGGCUCACGGAGCUCAUUGGCAGUGCCGGUGGGAAGCUCCAUACCGGCCGGAGCCGCAACGACCAAGUCGCUACCGACGUGCGGCUGUACGUCAAGGAAGCCGUCAAGGGUCUGAGCCACCAAAUGGGCGAGCUUCUCGCGGUCGCGACGCACUUGGCCGAGACGCACAUGGCCCUCCUCAUGCCGGGCUUUACUCACCUCCAGCCGGCGCAGCCGAUUCGGUUUUCGCACUGGGUCAUGUCCCACGUGGCGGCGCUCCAGCGCGACGUCGAGCGUCUGAACGACUUGUCGAAGCGCGUCGACGUCUUGCCACUCGGUAGCGGUGCGCUCGCCGGGCACUCGUUUGGCAUCGACCGCGCGCUGCUCGCGACGGAGCUCGGGUUUGCGCGCAUCUCCCCCAACAGUCUUGACGCGGUGUGCGACCGCGACUUUAUUGUCGAGUUUAUGUUUUGGGCAUCCAUGACCAUGAUUCACUUUUCGCAGCUCUCGGAAGACCUCAUCAUUUACAACACACUGAAAUUUGUGACCAUGGCCGACGCAUACAGCACGGGCAGCAGUCUCAUGCCGCAGAAGAAGAACCCGGACGCGCUCGAGCUCCUCCGCGGCAAGUCGGGCGCCGUCAUUGGCCGCCUCAACGGCUUUAUGAUCACGCUCAAGGGCCUCCCCCGCAGCUACAACAAAGACCUCCAGGAAGACAAGUCGGCGCUCUUUUACUGCAUUGACAGCAUGGUCGACUGCAUCCAGAUCGCGGCCGGCGUCCUCGCGACGCUCACGCCCAACGGCGAGAAGAUGCGCGCGUUCUUGGUCACGGAGAUGCUGGCGACGGACCUCGCCGAGUACCUCGUGCGCCGCGGCGUGCCCUUUCGCGAGACGCACCACGUCGCGGGCGCCGCGGUCCGUCUCGCCGAGGACGCCAACAAGCCCUUGUCGGCCCUGACGCUCGCCGAGCUGCAGUCGCUCCACAGCAGCUUUGCACCGGAUGUCAUGGACGUCUGGAACUUUGACUCGAGCGUCGAGCGCAAGAACGUACCGGGUGGCACAAGCGCCGCGGCCGUGAAGGGCCAUGUGGAGAGCGUCAAGGCGUGGCUUGCGAAGGAGUACCAUCUCUAAGUCGCCACUAGAUCUAUAUGUGCUGCUGGCGUUAUCGCAUUAAUGCAAGUGGCUCCUUUCUUCAAUGCGA